Messenger RNA from Periconia digitata, 2563 nucleotides. The record is from the annotation of a GenBank genome assembly. Lineage: Eukaryota; Fungi; Ascomycota; Dothideomycetes; Pleosporales; Periconiaceae.
CGCCAAUCAGAUCUACCCCAGAUUCCUUUGCGCUUGGACCAUGUUCGUCACAUGUGGGGGACUAAACUAGAGCUACCUCACAAACCCAAACACCAAACAACAACAUCACUUUACUCCCCGACGAUGAAGCGACUGGUGCGCAACUUCAUUGCAGCUGGCGCGCUUGUGCUUGUCUCGAUCAUCUUCUUUGCGAAUCGGCAGACAGACUUUGAGGUCUUUUCUGCCAAGGGGUGGAGGGUCGGCGUGGGAGGCAGCGAAGUUGCCGAGGACGUCUCGUUGCCUUCGCCGCCGAAACCUCAAUCGAAUGCUCCACCAAGUCCGCCCACUCCACCAAGUCCACCUACACCUCCAAACCCCCCGGAACCUCCAAAGCCUCCGCAGCCUGCGAUACCUGCGAUACCCUCUCCCCCUUCUCCACCUCCGCCUCCACCUCCACCACCCCCGAGCCAACCAAGCCCGCCGCCGCUCGUCUCGCCCUUGCUACCGGCCCCAGACUUCAAGGAUGGCGAUGCUCCUACCAUCCCUUCCCCGCCAAUUGCACCGCAAAUACAAGAUUCAAAGGGUCUAGGGGAUGAUGACGUGCCUAAAAUUCCCUCGUUUCCGGCAGCAGACAAUGCCCAACCGUCUGCGCCAGGGACUGCCUUCCAAGCAGAGUUCCCUUUCCAAAACGACCUCACCAUCGAACUCCCCGUCACCAACCUCCAAGGACUCAGCAAACAUGCCCCCCAUAACUACAAUCCUUCAGGUCCGCCGUCCUAUGCCUACGCCACCUUCAUGGCAACCCGCAAUCCCUCGCUCAAAGACCCUUACUACCUCGCCAUUCACUCCCUAAUCCACCGCGUUCUCUGGUCCGACCGAACAAGCUCCGCAAAACACCCCUUCAUAGUCUUCGUCGCGGAUUUCGUCACCCCACAACAACGCGCCCUUCUCGCCGGCGCAGGGGCAGUCGUUCGCGAGCUCGCCCCCUUACCCUGGAAUCCAAACGUCCCUGGCGUCCAAGCCCGCUGGAAAGACCUCUUCGCGAAACUUAACAUGUGGAACGAAACUUCUUUCUCGCGCAUUCUUUUCCUUGACGCCGACGCCUUCCCCCUCUCCAACAUCGACGCCAUGUUCGACGCCGCGCCGCUGCAGGAAUGCGUUCCCGCGAAACUCACACCAGAUGAUAGACUGGCAGAAGAUGGCACGCCUGUCUGCGAACCCUAUGUUUUUGCGGGUGUACCGCAACAACCGUUCAAUUCUUCCUCUCCCAAUGUCAACGUUGGAAGCAUGGUCUUCACACCUUCCAAACAUAUGCACGCCCGUUUGCUGCAAAAUUACGUCAAAACCGAUCGCUACGAUUGUCUCAUGGCCGAACAAGCUUUCUUGAACUGGCAAUUCGAUCCGCUUGGCGCGUUCCCUCCCACCUUACUGAAAAGAGAAUGGGGCGGUUUCUUCCCCAAAGAAGACGAGGAAGGCAAACUAAAGGUCGUGCACGAGAAAUUAUGGUCGCAGGCGGAGACGAGCUGGAUGACCAAGGAGUGGCUGAAAGGAUGGAAGGAGUUGGAAUCAUUCUAUACGAGUGAGGGUUUUGCCAAGUUGAGGGGAGUCGACGAUGGAGUUGAUGGAUUGGGCUAGGUGUACCGGGAUAGAAAGAGUGGUGUAUGAUUAUUUCAGUUGCGCAUUUACCGUAUACAUGUAGGUGUUUUGUCGAUCUCUGUUGGCGACUCAUGUUGGAUUGCUGUUGGAUGAAUAUUGUAGAUACCCUAUCAUUGAACAUACAAUGUUGUUUAUGGCUUAUCUGGGACUUGGUACUCUUUUUUCCCCCAUUUCAUCGUCGUGUAGUGCCUUUGAACCUAUACUUUUUCUUCUGCGACCAUUGGGGCCGCAGCUACGAAGCACCAGAAUUCCGUAGUCAUCUCAUAAGGGCCUGUACAACAAAAAAUUACCCAGUCCCUCUUCUUCCAUGGAAUCUAUGGAGGAACAAUUUGGUUCAGUAUGCGACACCACAACCAGUCUGUAAAUCAGUCAUUUUGCUCUUUUUUCUUUCUUUUGGGAGUUGAAAGUUUCGAUCUUACACAAGGCGAAAAACAUAACUAUAGGAGCACCAAAAACAACAAUCAGUAACCACAAACGACAGUCACACCCACAAGACUCCCAGAACUCUUCUCGGCCAUAAUCCGGAUAAAGUCCCAGCCCAGCCAGCCUCACCUCAACCGCAAUCGCACACUUCAUAAAGAUGACGCCAUGAAACGAUUUCCUCUCGAUGAAUAAUCUCAGCUGCCAAGCUAGCCGAGAAAAUCACAAACAUCCGCGCCCUACAACUCUAGAACCUCAACUACUAUCCGUGCAACGGGUUCAGCUACCUCGUGGGGUGUGAGUAAGCAAUCUAUCGAUCAAAUCUAGAAAAAUAAUGUUCUCACGGACGGUAGCGAUCGUCAGCAACGUUGUGUAUCUAGAUUGACAAGCCUUGCCAAGCCGUGCAUUUCAGCUAGGUGGGAACUUUGCUCGUGCUGAAGCCGAGAUAUCGUGAGGUUCUGGACUGAGUUUUUGCAGGACCUCGUUGACGAGCGAAUGGUUAUGCGUC